GCGCAUGGUGUUGCGCAUGCUAAAGUAGGACACGUUCAAGCAGUGUGGUGCUCGGACGUUAUGGAGGAGAAACCGGCGUCUUACGAACGAGUUGUAUACAAAAACACCUCGACGUACCACUACUUGAAGAUCUACCUAGAUUUUGAAAAUCACGACAAAAAAUCCCUGAGUCCAGAACAGUUUAAGCAGUUCAUCAUCUCUGGAGUUAAAGACCUAUACGGAGAGGUUGGAGCUGCUUUACCAUUUGAUUUGCUGACAUUCGAUCAGCACACAUUAUCAGCUGUACUGCGUGUGUAUAACAGGGGUCUGGUGAAAUUGUGGAGUGCACUAACACUGAUUGGAGCAUAUGAAAACAAACCAUGUGCUUUUAGAGUCACGCAGGUCUCGCCAUUUUUGUUAGCCUUAUCUGGAAACAGUCGUGACAUGGAGCUGUAUUAGAGUCCAUGUGAAAAUGGCCUUCAUUCUCAGAAGAACCCUGUUUGGGAGAAGUGUGCAGCAUGUUCUGAGCACAGCGGUAUUUGGGACCUCGAAGCGCUUUAUCCCAGAGUCGAGUGCCCUCAGAAUGCUCCAUGUUGGAGACCGAGCCUCGCUGACGAAGGUUUUCAGCGCCAGAGACGUUGCACUUUUUGCUGAGUUAACAGGAGACACAAACCCGCUCCACACAGACCCUGAGUUUGCCAAAAAGACCUCUUUUGAAGCUCCUAUUGUUCACGGUGUGUUGAUUAACGGCCUCAUCUCAGCAGUUUUGGGAACCAAAAUGCCAGGCAAAGGCUGUGUGUUUCUCUACCAGGAAAUUCGCUUCCCGGCACCUUUGUUUGUCGGGGAGGAGGUGGUCGCUGAAGCAGAGGUGAAGAAGAUCAAAAUGUCAUUUGUUUUCAUUUCUGUUUCCUGUUCUGUCAGAGAUAAAGUGGUGAUGGAGGGGGAGGUGAUGGUCAUGAUACCGGAAGAUAUGCAGAAGGCUUAGUUAUUAUGAACCUUUUUUUUUUUGGUAUAAUGUUAUUCUUGUACUUUAAAUGGUUAUGUUCUUCAUAGCAUCAUAUUCUUUUGGUCAGUUGCUUGCUUAAGCUUUCAAAAUAAAAAUAAUGAAGUUUA
Messenger RNA from Tachysurus fulvidraco (yellow catfish), 1092 nucleotides. RefSeq names its product ribonuclease P/MRP 14 subunit (gene rpp14). The coding region runs from base 61 to 438 and encodes 125 amino acids. The record is from RefSeq and is a predicted model, not a curated record. NCBI's taxonomy places the organism in Eukaryota, Metazoa, Chordata, Actinopteri, Siluriformes, Bagridae. Gene Ontology annotation, biological process: tRNA 5'-leader removal. Gene Ontology annotation, cellular component: ribonuclease P complex. The transcript has 6 exons.